AUGAAUGUUGUCAUUCUCAACUACGGAAAGCGCGACAUUUCACUCACGAUAAUGCAUUCGACAGUAUUCACCCCUUUAUGGUCUUUUUCUCUGGCGAGCCUCAUCACGAUAUUGUCUCUACGCCAAGGAAAAGGAAUCCGAAAGCUUUCACUGCUCGCCAUAUGGCCACUUAACUUCCUGUCUCUGAACACUUGCCACCACCUGACAUGGCCUGGAGGGCUCAACAGCACCUACGCCAGCCUCGUCAUCUUCUACUUUCUUCACACUCUCAAAAUCCUUGUUCUUGACCACCAACCACCAAAAUCCCCGGGUUUCAUUAACGCUUACAAGCUCUGGAACAACCCUCGAGGGCUUGAAGCCCCCCCAGUGAUAUUCUCCACUACUCACAACAAGAACCCCCAAUCCCGGCUCAGAUUCGCCAUCCUUAAGCUCGUCAAGAUCGCCCUCCUCUUCACAGCAGACACGCAUCUCGUCCAAGGUGUCAUUUCCGUAUUUGUCUUCACAGGCGCCAAACCAUCGGAUUUUGCCCCUGACUACGAAGUCUUUCGCUUCCAACCACUCACCGGUAGACAGCUCCUCAUCCGAGCCGGCAUCUCGGUGAACUGGAUCUGGACAGCGUUUUACCUUCUUGAAGCCUCCCGUUGUGCUCUCUCGAUUGCGUUCGUUGCAGUCCUGAGAUGGGAUGAACCGGAGGAGUGGCCCUCGAUCUGGGGGCGUGCGGCGAAUGCGACGUCUGUGAGGGGCUUUUGGGGGAAAGUGUGGAAUAGGAUUACGAUCCCGACGUUUGCGUUUUAUGCGGGCCUCUUCUUGGGUAUACUUGGCGUUGAGAAGAAAACAGGUUUGAGAAAGACAUUGGUACCCCUGUUUGUUUUUUUACUUUCGGGCUUGUCACACGGCUUGGGGGGGUGGGCUGUUGGUGACGGGGCGAUGGGUCGGGAUGUCUUGUUCUUUUUCUUGAACUUUGUGGCUUGUGCCGUGGAGACUUUUGUCUGGAAGACGGCGGGGUGGAAGAGUUGCAAGAGAGGGGUGCCGUCUUGGGCGGUGAGAACGGCCGGGAUGAUGUACCUGUUUGGAUUCUUCUUUAUGGUGGUGCCGCUGUGGAUGUACCCCAAGAUCUAUGUUGCUCUGGGUAUGUAG
Messenger RNA from Podospora pseudocomata, 1137 nucleotides. RefSeq lists its product as uncharacterized. The record is from RefSeq and is a predicted model, not a curated record. Lineage: Eukaryota; Fungi; Ascomycota; Sordariomycetes; Sordariales; Podosporaceae. The coding region runs from base 1 to 1137 and encodes 378 amino acids. Gene Ontology annotation, biological process: lipid metabolic process. The transcript has a single exon.